CCAUGUGCUUUGAAGCAGUAACCAACAAGUGUUUGUCGCGUGCAGAGAAAUUAUUAAUAAUGAGUUUUAAAGUUCAGCCAAAGGGCUUUGCCACUAAGUCUAUUCACGCUGGUCAGGAUCCGGAGCAAUGGAAGAGUGCUUGUGUCAUACCACCUAUAUCAUUGAGCACAACUUUUAAACAAGAUGCCCCGGGAGAGCAUCGUGGGUAUGAAUAUUCGAGAAGUGGGAAUCCCACAAGAAAUGUAUUAGAAAAUUGCUUAGCAGCUCUGGACAAUGCAAAGUAUGGUUUAACUUUUUCAUCUGGUCUUGGUGCUACUACUGCUGUCAUUACUAUGCUCAAUAGUGGUGAUCACAUUGUAAUAGGAGAUGAUGUGUAUGGGGGAACAAAUCGACUGAUAAGACAAGUGGCAUCAAGGCUAGGAAUUUCGGCAAGUUUUGUCGAUGCUACUAAUUUAAAUAUACUUAAGGCUGCCCUCAAGCCUGAAACUAAGCUGGUUUGGAUAGAAUCACCAACAAAUCCACUUAUAAAAGUUGCGGACAUCGAAGCGAUUGCAAAAAUAUGCCAUCAGGUUGGAGAUAUAAUAGUAGCGGUAGACAAUACAUUUCUUACCUCAUACUUUCAACGACCUCUCGAUUUGGGGGCAGAUCUAGUCUGCUAUUCAUUAACAAAAUAUAUGAAUGGGCAUACGGAUGUUGUUAUGGGAGGAAUAACAAUGAACUGUGAUGAUCUAUAUACGAGAUUAAAAUUUUUACAAAACGCGGUUGGUAUUGUUCCAUCUCCGUUUGAUUGUUAUCAAGUUAACCGCAGUCUGAAAACAUUAUCAUUGCGUAUGCAAAAACAUCAGCAAAAUGCACUCGAGAUUGCAAAAUUUCUUGAAUCACAUAAUUUUGUUGAAAAAGUUCUCCAUCCAGCGCUGGAAUCCCAUCCACAUCAUUCUAUUGCUCUUAAACAAACAUAUGGCUAUAGUGGAGUAUUUUCCUUUUAUAUCAAAGGAUCCCUAAAGCAUUCUACAGCUUUUUUAAAAGCCCUAAAGGUGUUUACAUUAGCCGAGAGUCUUGGAGGAUAUGAAAGUUUGGCUGAGUUACCAUCAAUCAUGACACACGCCUCUGUUCCUUUUGAAGACCGAAAAGCGUUGGGUAUUACUGAUGCUCUUAUUCGUUUGUCAGUCGGACUAGAGGACUCUGAUGAUUUAAUAAACGAUCUACGUUGUGCUUUGGAUAUUGCAGCCCAAGUUGAAACUCUAGAUAAAUCAAAUUAAGCUAAAAUUUUGUGUGUAAUGGUAAAAUUUGAAAAAAAUUGAUGAUAUAUAUAAAAUGUAGUAUGUGAUGUAAUUAAACCAUUUUUUUUUUAACA
Drosophila mojavensis is the source of this 1354-nucleotide messenger RNA. It is a transcript of the gene Cth, whose product is annotated as cystathionine gamma-lyase. Gene Ontology annotation, cellular component: cytoplasm. The transcript has 6 exons. The record is from RefSeq and is a predicted model, not a curated record. Lineage: Eukaryota; Metazoa; Arthropoda; Insecta; Diptera; Drosophilidae. Bases 3 to 1259 code for a protein of 418 amino acids. Gene Ontology annotation, biological process: transsulfuration. Gene Ontology annotation, molecular function: cystathionine gamma-lyase activity; pyridoxal phosphate binding.